GUGCGCCUCUCGUGACCGGGUAUAAAUAACAGGUGCACGAGCUCGAGAACUCAAUGCACGAGCGAUAUUGAUGAUGACAACAUGAGCGGACGAGUAGGAGACCUCAGUCCCAAACAAACCGAGGCUUUAGCACAGUUUCGGGAGAAAAUAGCAGAUGUGUUUGAUCAACUGUCCAAUCAAACCGACCAUUACCUUCUCCGGUGGCUAAGAGCUAGAAGCUUCAAUGUCCCAAAGGCUGAGGCAAUGCUUAGAAAGCAUCUGGAGUUUCGCAAGCAUAUGAAAGUAGACAUGAUCAUUGACGACUGGAGGCCACCUGAGGUCAUCGAGCGCUAUGUGGCAGGUGGAAUGUGUGGCUAUGAUCGUGAAGGAAGUCCAAUCUGGUACGAUAUCAUCGGCCCUCUUGAUCCGAAGGGCCUCUUACUGUCGGCUAGCAAACAAGACUGCCUUAGAACCAAAGUCAGGGAUGCUGAACUUCUACGACAAGAGUGUGAGAAGCAGUCUAAAAAGCUUGACAAACACAUUGACUCAAUCACCAUCAUUUAUGACUGUGAAGGGCUUGGCAUGAAACAUCUCUGGAAGCCAGCUGUUGAGUUGUACGGUGAGAUUCUGACUAUGCAUGAAGAGAAUUAUCCCGAGAGCCUAAAAAAGGUGCUUUUAAUCAAAGCCCCCAAACUCUUCCCUAUUGCAUACAACUUGGUCAAACACUUCUUGCGUGAGGAAACAAGGCAGAAGAUUGCUGUGCUGGGUUCCAACUGGAAAGAGGUGUUGAGGAACUAUGUGGAUGCAGAUCAGUUACCUGUGGUUUAUGGAGGCUCCAUGACUGAUCCUGAUGGAAACCCUCUCUGUAAGACCAUGUUACAUUAUGGUGGUGUAGUGCCAAAGUCCUACUAUGUACGAGACUCUGUCAAAGUGCAGUAUGACCAGUGCGUCACCAUUAGCCGUGGCUCUUCAUACCAGCUAGAUUAUGAGGUGCUCUUUCCAAACUGCUUGCUACGAUGGCAGUUUGCAAGCGAAGGGUCUGAUAUCGGUUUUGGAAUUUACCUGAAGACAAAAGGGAAUGAGUCAAAUAAAGUGGAAGCCAUGCAGGAAAUACUGCCUACCGAGCGUUACAAUGCCCAUCUAGUUCCAGAGGAUGGAUCCUACACCUGUGAAGAACCAGGCAUCUAUGUGGUUCGAUUUGACAACACUUACAGUGUGAUCCAUUCAAAGAAGGUCAGCUUCACCGUGGAUGUGCUUCUACCUGAGGGACACACAGGAAAACAGGCAUAAAGCCCGACUGGAAUCAGAUGUAUAUCCAGAAAAUGAUAAGACUACAUCACUACUACAAUGUGUGGAUGUCAUUGACCACAGGAAAUUAGAAGUACUACAUUAGGGUUUUUUAAUUUCACAGUUUUUAGAUAAUUUUAUAAAAUAAGUAUUAUUAUAGAUAAUUAUGAAUAGCGAUUGCACACGGACAGUCCCUGAAAAGAUGUUGCAUGAACUUUCCGAUAUUUGAAUUACAAUUGUGUAUGACAAAUGGAAGCAGAUAUAGACUGAUGGGGACUAUUUUGGUCAGUAUAGAGAACUUCCUUUCUUAAUGUGAAAUAAUUAUAAUUAUGGCCUAAUCAGAUUAUCUCUCAAUGAAUAUGUCACUGAAUGG
This is a messenger RNA of Rhinichthys klamathensis goyatoka, 1639 nucleotides long. It is a transcript of the gene sec14l7, whose product is annotated as SEC14-like lipid binding 7. Bases 82 to 1269 code for a protein of 395 amino acids. NCBI's taxonomy places the organism in Eukaryota, Metazoa, Chordata, Actinopteri, Cypriniformes, Leuciscidae. The transcript has 12 exons. Gene Ontology annotation, cellular component: cytoplasm. The record is from RefSeq and is a predicted model, not a curated record.